CAGUGGAGGAAAGACAGCAGUGGAUUCGUUCAGGUGGUUCUGUUGGCGUUUUCACCUGGUGCGGCAGUUUUAGCAUCCAUGGACUCUCUGGACUUAGUGAGCCCUGACCUGUUCAGACACAAAGGGAGGAACUUUGUGGUCAACGACAAAGGGAGACCUGAAGACCUUGAUGCUCUUCUACAUGCUGACAUUCGUCCAACUGAUAUUUUCCUCGUCACUUACCCCAAGUCAGGCACAGUGUGGAUGCAGCAGAUUCUGGCGCAGAUCAUGGAAGCUGUACAUCCUGAGUGGGCACAAAACGGCACCAACAGGGUACAAGUUCCUUGUUUGGAGAUCAGAAUUGCAGACGACCCUUUCCGAGAAAGACCAGAUCCUCGGAUCUUUCGCUCACAUCUUCCCCCCGACAUGUUGCCCCUUGGAGUGAAAGAAAAGCAAAUCAAGGUUGUGUAUGUUUGGAGGAACCCCAAAGAUGUCCUGGUGUCAUUAUAUUACUUCGCUCACAGUUGGGUCUUCCUGGAAACACCUCAGAGCUUUGAAGAUUUUUUUCAGCGGUUCCUGGAUGGUAACACUUACAUGGGAUCAUGGUUUGAUCACGUGAGGGAAUAUUAUGCAGCACGAGACCAACUGAACAUCCAUUUUGUGCAGUAUGAGAACAUGCUGAAGGACCUCAGAGGAGAAGUUGUGAAGAUUUGUGCUUUCCUGGGAAAAGACUUGACAGAUGAGGCCAUCGAUCAUGUUGUGGAGAUGUCCACAUUCAAAAACAUGAAGACCAACCCCAAAGCAAACUACAAGGACUUAGUUGAAACCAGUCAUUAUAAGACAAACACCAUGCGCAAAGGUGUGGCAGGUGACUGGAAGAAUUUGUUCACCGUGGCCCAGAAUGAACGUUUUGACAAAGUGUUCAAGGAGAAGAUGAGUGACUUUCCUCUCACCUGCACCUGGGAGAUGACACAGUAGCUCCCCUUAAAUUCAGCUCAGAUCUGAAGUGAUCAGAGGAUCCCUCAACAUGAGCUCGCACUCACACUCAGGGAUCCUUUCUACCCACUUAAGCCUCUCCGUGCAGGGACCAGUGGAAACUGGUGUCUAUCGCGGUCAGAAAUUCACAUUUCGAAAACCGCGACUUCAUGUCUUCAUACUGUUUUCUCAUUUAAACCACGCGGUACUGUGCCAGCUUUAUUCUCUCUUAUGUAAGCUCUGACAUAUUGAGUGGUGUACAUUAAUCUUUUGUCCUGAUGAUUCAACUAGGAAAUUUUCCCAUUACAUGGCUAGAAGUGAAAGAAAAUUUUGUUUGUGCUAAUCAGAGCACUGAAACCUGGCAUUACAAAAACAAACAAACAAACAAACAAAACCAAACAUAUCUGGAGACAGACCGACACUGAUCCAUUUUCAGUGGUUAGGGUUUUUAACCAAAAAUUAACUGCAAAAACAUAAGUAGAUAUAUGGAAAAAUACAUGAAGCUGGUGAGGUUUGAUCUUCUUUUCCUUCCGGUAUUUUUAUUAAUGUAAAGAACUGAGUUGUUGUUUUAGAGUAUUUAGAGAGAAGGGAUGGAGAUACAAAAAGAGUGGUGUGUGUGUGUGUGUGGUAAAGACAAAGAUUUUUGUCAAACAAUAAAAAUGUGUGAAUGUAUAUAUUUAUUUUUUUUGCAUGAACUGACCCUUUCUAAAAAAAAAAAAAAAAGAUCAAUUAAGCAUACCAGCAGUACAAAAGAUCACUGUGAUCAUGUUUGCAGGACUAUAGUCCAGUGUCUCUCCCACUAUUUAAGAUACCACCACACCAUGCUUGUUGAUGUUUCAACCAAUCAUUUUGCUCCCUUUUUUUUCCAUUUUUUCUGUCUGUGAAGAGUUCAAGUUUGUUGUCACAGUCUUGAGUACAAAGACGUUCGAUGAAUAUUACAAUUACAUAGGCACGGUCAUUGUGUUGAUUUUACACCUCUUGUCUAGCCAGGCCUUUGAUGAGCCGUCAAUAAAUCCACCGGAAACAA
Messenger RNA from Scatophagus argus, 1981 nucleotides. Its product is annotated as amine sulfotransferase-like. The coding region runs from base 79 to 957 and encodes 292 amino acids. Lineage: Eukaryota; Metazoa; Chordata; Actinopteri; Scatophagidae. The record is from RefSeq and is a predicted model, not a curated record. Gene Ontology annotation, biological process: sulfation. Gene Ontology annotation, cellular component: cytoplasm. Gene Ontology annotation, molecular function: sulfotransferase activity. The transcript has 7 exons.